AUGCGACGGACAGGUGGUGGCAAUGGCGGCGGCCGAGGAAGAGGAGCACAGGCGAGAACAGCCCCAACCGCAGCUGCUGCCGCUCCCCCGACCAACGUGUUUGGCGUCCUGGCAUCGGCCGACGAAGGCAAGCUGGUAGUUCCCACCGGCCACCGACGGGCGACCCCAGAGGCAGGGCGGAAGCAGCAGAACAAGCCCAGCAACAAGAAAGCGCAGCCGAAGCCUUCGGCCUCAAAGGCCGCGGCGGAGGUGUUCGACCUCGUGGACGACUUCAUUCUCACGCUCAUCUUCUCGCACUUGCGCGACGGCCCCUCGCUCGCUCGCGUGUGCACGAGGUGGCGGGACGUGCUGGAUGCUGACGAGAAGCUGUGGCCGGGGCUCCUCCUUACCGAGUUCAAGUGGAAGAAGACGGAGCGCCGAGGCAAGGGUCGGAACAAGAAGAACAAGAAGAUGGAACAGAUCAACUACCGCGAACAAUACGGCAAGCUCUACCGCGAGCACGAGGCAACUAUGAAGAUCAAGAAAAUGAAGGAAGGCGAGGAGCUGGCCAAGAUCUCACGCCUCAUGCGCUGUCUGGUCCCUAUCGCCAUCGACUUGCAAAUGAGCCACCUCAAGAACGAGCGGCAUCCCUGGCUGCUCUGCUCGCACCCACCCGAGUGGUUGGAUGUCUCAAAGAGGGCCCUCAGCAAAUACUUUGUCUCCACCCCGCCAGUCGCCUGGUGUCAAUGCCGGGCAUGCGACGCCGAGUUGGAUGUGCUCAAGCUGGACGAGUGGAAGGCGAAGUGGCCGCACCUGCUCGAAUGGACCACCUACAACGCGCCCGACAAGAUCGCCGACCUCAUCUCCUCCGGCGUCCUGCAGUUGGCUCUCAAGUGGCGGUACUACACUCCUGGCGACAGGGUCGGUGGGGCCUACGACACCUACGCCGACUUCCUGGAGAAAGCCGCUCUCGAAAGAGAGAGCUCCACAAAUAACUGA
Messenger RNA from Acanthamoeba castellanii str. Neff, 978 nucleotides. RefSeq lists its product as uncharacterized. Gene Ontology annotation, molecular function: protein binding. The record is from RefSeq and is a predicted model, not a curated record. The transcript is spliced from 5 exons. The coding region runs from base 1 to 978 and encodes 325 amino acids. NCBI's taxonomy places the organism in Eukaryota, Discosea, Longamoebia, Acanthamoebidae.